CGAUCAUGGAAUCGUUCCCGUGCUCUUCACCUGUAGAGAAACCUCCGCUGGACGCGUACGAUACCAUGAUCACUCUCAACGUGGGAGAGCCUGGCAAACAAAAGCUGUUCCAGGUGUAUCGUGGUGUACUUUGUCACUACUCGGAUUAUUUCAAGACCAUGCUCGAUAGCGGUUUCAAAGAGGGAUGGUCGAAGGAUCUUAAGAUUACUGAUGUCAAGCUCGAUCUGUUCCAGAUCUUCUACGACUUUAUCAACACCGGCGAGAUAUACUUGGAGGAGUGCAACGGAUAUGAGGAUAUCUGGAGUGUGGUCAUAGACGCUUACGAAUUUGCUGACUUUUAUUUGGCCCAGAGCUUCGAGAACCGGAUAGUCGAUCUCUAUUUGCUGAUAGUGGAGAAUUUAUGGGAAGUUCCACUGAGCCAAGCAAAAGAAAUCUACCGCAUCACUAGUGAAGGUUCUAAAUUACGAAAGCUCAAUGUCGACAUCCUCAUUGAGAUCUGGGGUUUCAAUAGCCUCGAAAAGUACAAGUCACACUGGCCGCACGAGUUUCUCAGCGAUAUUCUGAGUCAGUGUCACAAAGUGAAAGCGUUUCCAGGUAGCGCAAGUGGUCUUGUUACAUCCAAGAACGUAUAUUUCGACGGCAAGAAGAAGACAUUUUGCGAAAAUUACCAUGACCAUACCAAGCCUGAAGCUCGUGCGGCAAUCGUCACUGAGUAA
Dothidotthia symphoricarpi CBS 119687 is the source of this 716-nucleotide messenger RNA. RefSeq lists its product as uncharacterized. The record is from RefSeq and is a predicted model, not a curated record. NCBI's taxonomy places the organism in Eukaryota, Fungi, Ascomycota, Dothideomycetes, Pleosporales, Dothidotthiaceae. The transcript is spliced from 2 exons. Bases 6 to 716 code for a protein of 236 amino acids. Gene Ontology annotation, molecular function: protein binding.